GUCCGACGUCCGACUGCUCCUCGGGGAACAGCGUCACCAUCGCGAUGCGACGUUUACAUGGAUAAAUCACCAGCGUUCAACUCCGUCCCGUCUCACAUGCUGAGCUCCCAAACCAUCCCGGAUUAUGCCUGAGACCGACCGCUAGCCGGGGCUGUUUUUGUGGGGUUCUGCCGAAGAACUCCGWAGCUGUUUACCAAGACGUCCGGCUCCACACAAUUAAACGAUGGAAAUGGUCUUUCCGACGGGCAAAAUGUCCCCCAUUUCGGUGACUUUGGCGCUGCUCGCCGUCGUCUCCUGCACUUCUCCGGUCAGCGGGAACGAGGACUGUCUGUGGUACGUGGAUAAAAAUGGCACCUGGCACAACGGCUUCGACUGUCCUCUCAUCUCAUCCUGCUGCGGCAACUGCCACCGGCGCUACUGCUGCAUGGAUCCCUUCAAGAUGAUCACGGAGAGGGAACAGAAGCGCUGCAUGCUGUUCCAGUUCAGUCCCAGCACUUUAAUCGGCAUCGCGUCGUCCAUUCUGCUGUUCGUGGCCAUCAUUGCCACCAUGGUUUGCUGCUUCAUGUGCUCUUGUUGUUACCUCUACCAGAGGAGGCAGCAGAGAGGCAGGACACCAUAUGACGUCCAACACAUCCCCAUGGCCAGCUACCCCGUGGAGCCGAUGCAYGACGCGUUUGGAAAACCUCUUGGACCUUCGGAGUAUCGACAUGCAGGCUACCCUAUGGCACCUCAGUAUCCUGGCAUGCCUGUUCAUUACCCAAUGAUGUAUCCAGGACCUUACCCGUCACAAUCAAUAGAUCCGGCAUACGGCCAAGCCCCGCCACCUUACUCUCCACCUCAGUAUCCUGGUCACUGACGGGCUCAUCUUCACACAAAAGCACAGCCGAGAGAAAUGACUGUUUGGAAAGGAGAAGGCAGUCUAACACACCCGUUAAAAUAAACCUGCAGCUCAACAGGGAGUGGUUUCAAUGCGAAGGAGGAAAGGAGGCACUUUAAUCUUUACUUUGUUUAUUGUUUGUUUGUUUGCAGCGUUGUCCUACGUUUCCAAAGUAGUAAUGUAAGUCGUAUUCAGUUCCGCAACCUGAAUUCGGAUUUCCUUUUGGUGAUUUUUUUUUUUUUUUUUUUUUUUCACGUCAUAGAGGUGGAGAAUCUGUCGAGACAUUUUGAGUUUUGCUCUAAGUGUCACUAGAAGACAGUUUUCCCUGGCUUACAGAAAACCAAAGUUGAAGAACAUGACCUGUGCUGCACUCUUUUAAGUGUUGAAGGGGGAAAAAAAAGUGUAACUUUUCUCAUGUUUGUUAAAUUUAAAGAAACUGCUGUGAUUCUGCUUAACAAGUGUUUUAUCCAGAUCCUGAAGUUUAGCAUCUUUCCAUUUGUGUUUAUGUCUCACUGCACCUGGGGCUGAGGUACAAAAAAAAAAAAAAAAGCAAAUGAGAUGCAUGUUUUGAUGAUAAAUUUUAUUUGAAAAAAAAAAAAACAAAAAAAACUUUCUUUCACCUGUUAGUUCAAACUCAACCUGAUCUGUUUUGAUAUACAAGUCGUGCAAAUAUUUCUGGACAUGUAAGUGACGCCAUCUUAGCAUCAUUGUGCUUCCUCGGUUAGGAUUAGCUUUCCUCCUCAACUGUUUUUUUUUAAUGGUUUAAAAUAAACUUUAAUAUUAGACACACUGCCAGGCAGGAAAACUGCAAAUGUUGCAUUUUUAUUUCCUGUAAAUUAUAUAGUUACGGGAGUUCUACUGCUUGAUUUAAACAGUCUACACUUCACAUUAAUGAAACAUGAAGAAGAAAAAGAGAGAAUAUUCUUGACAUAUUUUGUAAAACUGUUCCUUGGUUUAAUAUUGUAACAAGUUGUUUUAAAACRGUGUAGUGUURUUGUAACAGAGGACUCUUGUUGAGUGUUUGUCAUUACUGARGUUACCUCUUACUGUGAAUGACUCCGUUCCAUCUGGACUCGGCUACAGAGCCAAAAUAAAGUUCUUCCAAGUAGAGAUGCA
Messenger RNA from Poecilia reticulata (guppy), 1993 nucleotides. RefSeq names its product shisa family member 4 (gene shisa4). NCBI's taxonomy places the organism in Eukaryota, Metazoa, Chordata, Actinopteri, Cyprinodontiformes, Poeciliidae. The record is from RefSeq and is a predicted model, not a curated record.